This is a messenger RNA of Juglans regia (Persian walnut), 3103 nucleotides long. RefSeq names its product pentatricopeptide repeat-containing protein At5g48910. Bases 117 to 2036 code for a protein of 639 amino acids. The transcript has 2 exons. Lineage: Eukaryota; Viridiplantae; Streptophyta; Magnoliopsida; Fagales; Juglandaceae. Gene Ontology annotation, biological process: RNA modification. The record is from RefSeq and is a predicted model, not a curated record. Gene Ontology annotation, molecular function: RNA binding; protein binding; zinc ion binding.
CAGUCGUAAUAGUAGUUAUCUCAGCUCCCACCCACGUCUUCGACUUCAACAGAAAUCCAAUCCACAAAGUUCAGUCUCUUUUCUUCUAAAUCCCACAGAGUCUCAGCCUCACCCCCAUGAAUUCCACAAUCUGCAAGCCCACAAUUUCUCCUCUUCACCCAUCCUCAUUGUUCCCACAGAUCACACUCUGCAAAACCAUCAGAGACCUAAAGCAAGUCCAUGCCCACAUGAUCAAGACCGCCCAAAUCCACGACCCUCUGGCCGCAGCUGAAGUCCUCAGAUUCUGUGCGCUUUCAAAUGACCGCAAUGUCGAAUACGCACGGAAGGUUUUCGACCAGAUACGCCAACCCAAUUGCUUUUCGUGGAACACCAUAAUCAGAGGUCUUUCUGAGAGCAAUGAUGAUGACAAUCUAUUGGGGGCCUUUUUUUUGUUCUGUCGAAUGGUUUGUGAUGGUUUUGUGCAACCCAAUCAGUUUACGUUUCCUUCUGUGUUGAAAGCCUGUGCUCGAACGGCGAGGAUUAGAGAAGGGAAGCAAGUUCAUGGGCUGGUUGUGAAGUAUGGAUUGGAUAGUGAUGAGUUUGUGGUUAGCAAUCUUGUUAGGUUGUAUGUAAUGUGUGGGAUUAUCGAGGAUGCCCAUGUAUUGUUCCAUAGGAAUGUGAUUGAAUUUGGUAAAGGGGAUGCAGUUAUGACGAAUAAGAGAAGGGAUGAGGGGAUGGUAGUUUUGUGGAAUGUUAUGGUUGAUGGGUAUGUGAGACUUGGGAUGUUUGGUGCUGUUAGGGAGUUGUUUGAUAGAAUGCCUCAAAGAAGUAUGGUGUCUUGGAAUGUGAUGAUAUCUGGCUAUGCGCAGAAUGGGUUUUUUAAGGAGGCAAUAGAGAUGUUUCGUGAGAUGCAGAUGGAAGAUGUAUACCCAAAUUAUGUGACAUUGGUUAGUGUUCUGCCGGCGAUUUCACGUCUUGGAGCACUUGAACUGGGGAAAUGGGUUCACUUGUAUGCAGAGAAGAAAGAGAUUGACAUUGAUGAUGUGCUUGGUUCUGCUUUGGUUGAUAUGUAUUCAAAGUGUGGGAGCAUUGAGGAGGCGCUUCAAGUUUUUGAGAGGUUGCCGAAAAAGAACGCAAUCACUUGGAAUGCAGUGAUCGGCGGGCUUGCAAUGCAUGGGAAAGCAAAUGAUGCGAUUGAUUAUUUUUCGAGGAUGGACAGAGCUGGAGUGACACCUAGUGAUGUUACUUAUAUUGGGGUGCUGAGUGCAUGUAGCCAUGCUGGCUUGGUGGACGAGGGAAAAUACUUUUUCAACCACAUGGUUAAGGUAGUUGGUUUAGAACCUAGAAUUGAUCAUUACGGGUGUAUGGUUGAUCUAUUCGGUCGUGCUGGACUUUUAGAAGAAGCUGAAAAGCUUAUAUUAAACAUACCAAUUAAGCCUGAUGAUGUGAUAUGGAAGGCCUUGCUUGGUGCAUGUAAGAUGUAUGGAAACAUGGAGAUGGGAAAACGAGUAGCAGAAAAGCUGAUGGAUAUGGCUCCUAAUGAUAGUGGAUCCUAUGUGGCUCUCUCAAAUAUUUAUGCCUCUUCAGGAAAUUGGGAGUCAGUUGCAGGGGUGAGGUUGACAAUGAAGGAGAUGGACAUACAGAAAGACCCUGGAUGCAGUUGGAUUGAGCUUGAUGGAGAAAUUCAUGAGUUUCUGGUAGAAGAUGACUCCCAUCAUAGAGCCAAAGAAAUACAUGCCAUGUUGGAGGAAAUUUCUAACCAAUUGAAGUUGAUAGGCUAUAGACCAAACACUGCACAAGUCUUGCUCAACAUGGAUGAAGAAGAGAAAGAAAGUGCCUUACACUAUCACAGCGAGAAGAUUGCAGUUGCCUUUGGCUUAAUCAGUACAAGCCCUCAUUCGCCACUUCGGAUAGUUAAGAACCUACGUGUCUGUGAAGACUGUCACUCUUCUAUGAAACUAAUCUCAAAAAUUUAUAAACGUAAGAUUAUUGUGCGUGACCGGAAGCGCUUUCACCAUUUUGAGGAUGGGUCUUGUUCAUGUGGGGAUUAUUGGUAAUUUUUCAAUUAUAGGUGCAUAAUUGGCAGCCUAUGGUGCAGUUGUAAAUAUGAAUGAAUCAAGAUUUUAGGAAAAACAAAGGCAUACAAAUGCAUUUAAAUAUCCUAUUUCUUCAAUGCUGAGCCUUGUUUGUAUUCAUUUGGUGGAUGUAUCACAGUUAGGCCUGCAACCCGACCAAACCGUGCUUGAUUUGGGCCCGACCCGACAUUCAUGCUAAUACAAAAAAAUCCAACCCGACUCUAGUCGACUCAACCCGUUUCAUAUCGACCAAUCUCCAGAAAUGUCUUUUGAAACCCCUCCGAACCCACAACCUAUACAUGGGUUUCUUCUUCAAUUGCUGUAAAUUCUCUCAAAGCCUCCAAAUCGUUCUCUGUGCAGUCUACUCCGAACUACUAGGUUUCGAAAGCGAGGGUGAGAAGGAACUUAGACAUGGAAUCACCAUGAGGGCCAAGUGGAAGAAGAAGCGCAUGAGGAGGUUGAAGAGGUAGCACCGAAAGAUGAGGCAGAGAUCCAAGUAGUUCUUUGCUAAUAAAUCGACGUUGUUUUGUGUCUAAUCAAUUUUUUAUUAGAGAGUCAUAGUGUUUUCCAUUUCUACGUUUGGAUUUAAUAUCUAAAAGGUUGGAGUUUUGUGCUGUUGAAUGAGUUUAUUCCUUUCGCUCUCCAUCGGAUCUAUCCGAGUCUACAGCGCAUCGAAGAAAAUAGGGCCCAACGUUGCAACAAAAUUGCGCCUCUGACCUCGCGAGCUUGGCUUACUAUCAACCCUAUCGCGUAGCCGCAGCACAGGCAAGGCACGGACUUCGCCGACGACAACGACUUAGGUGAUAACAGAGAGAAAAUAUGAGUGAUGGCAGCUAUGGUUUGAGAUUUAGGUAUGGAUGGCAUAAAGUCUGUGAUUGUCGGAUUGAAACUGACAGUUAGCGGGUUUGACCCGCAAGUUCGUUCAACCCGCUUUUUAUCUGAUGGAUCGGGUCGGUUCGUACGGGCAGAUCGGGUCAGCACCUUUUCUGCAUAGCCCUGAUCACAGUUAUACAAGAGUUUGAUAUCUUACAAUGCACAAUGAUAUAUUC